AUGACGGAGUCCAUACCUUCCAUAGGCUCCAGAGGUACCUCAUCUACUGCAUCAUUGUACAAAUUUACUUCCAAUAAUCUCUAUCCUGAUGAUAUUUCAACAAAACCUGUGUAUGAAAUAGACCCGUGCAACAUCGGACAAUCAAGUCCAGUAUCAAGAGCCUCAAUGAAUUCUGGGAUAUCAACUACAACAAGAAAGGAUGGUAUUGAUGGGAAAAGAAUAAAACAUAAGACAGCGUCUCAUCCUUCAAAGAAUUUAUUGAAUACUUUGACCCAUAAUCAACUAAAACGAUUAUAUGAAUCUCAAUCUUCAAAUGGUCAUGUAUCCCCAUACACUUAUUACCCUUAUUCUCCUUCUCGUUCCCAAUCAAAUCUUUCCUAUCCAGAUUCUCCUAACUAUCCUCCAAUGACAUUACGUGAAAAAAUGAAACUUUUAAACGAUGAACAUCAUUUCCCUUCAAAGGAAAAAUCUAGCGAUUCAUUCCACAACCCCAAAGACUAUAACUCUUCAUCUUCAUCAAUUUCAGACUUAUUUAAUGACUUAAAUUCAGAGAAUCAAGAAGGAGAAAUACUAGAAAACGAAAAUGAGUCUUAUGCUGAUGAUGAUGAUGAUGACAACGAUGCCCAUUCGUCAAUACCUAAUAACGAACUAUUUACAGCGUACGCAUUUGAAGAUGAUUAUGUAGCUUUUGCCAAUAGCAAUAAGAAUCCCAUCACUUCUGAACUUCAUAUUGACCAUUUUUCAAGUGGUAACACUAGUCAUCUUGAUAACAAUAUUACUCUCCAUGAAAUCGAUAGUAACGCAAGUACCAUGGGUGAUGAUAUCUCCUACCUAAGCCAUUUGAAAAAUAUACCACCAAAAACAUGA
This is a messenger RNA of Naumovozyma dairenensis CBS 421, 867 nucleotides long. RefSeq lists its product as uncharacterized. The record is from RefSeq and is a predicted model, not a curated record. The transcript has a single exon. NCBI's taxonomy places the organism in Eukaryota, Fungi, Ascomycota, Saccharomycetes, Saccharomycetales, Saccharomycetaceae. Bases 1 to 867 code for a protein of 288 amino acids.